This is a messenger RNA of Laccaria bicolor S238N-H82, 1545 nucleotides long. RefSeq lists its product as uncharacterized. The coding region runs from base 1 to 1545 and encodes 514 amino acids. The record is from RefSeq and is a predicted model, not a curated record. NCBI's taxonomy places the organism in Eukaryota, Fungi, Basidiomycota, Agaricomycetes, Agaricales, Hydnangiaceae. The transcript has 6 exons.
AUGAGUCCCGCACCCCACUCUCCAGCGCCUCCGCUCUAUUCACUUUCCGCAUACGUACCCCGGAACAAUAUCCCAACGUCGAAUGGAUGUUCAGCAUGGAUCUCUUUGACGGAGACAACUCAGCCUCACUGGCCCUCCUUACCCACAUGUUCAUCCACCAUUCCAGUCCCUUCUUAUUCAAAUUCGGCUCCGCCUUUUUCCCCGACAUGUACUGUAAAUGACUCGAUAUAUCCUGGUAUACCGUCAACCAUUUAUCCUUCAUCGACCACUUCUGUCUCAGGAGUGUCGCAAACUACCUCCGGAACAUCAUUCCCUUUAUCGUCCCUGACCAGUUGCACUGGAUCAAGUGGUUCUACCUCGGGAGAUUCGCAAACUACCUCUGGAACGUCAUUCCUUAUAUCGUCGCCGGCUAGCUCUUCAUGUUGUACCGGAUCGACCACCUCAGCCUCAGGAAUAUCUCAAACUUCCACUGGGCCGUCCAGUACCAUCUCCCCGACGAGCAUACCAAAUAAUAAUGGGACAAUUCACGCAAGGAUCUGCAAUGGGGUAAACGAGGAUCCGGACAUUUCGGGAAUUGCCAAGCACUGCAGGGGUUCGGAUAACGUUUUAUCUAACGAACUUACUUACAGGAAGUACUACAUCUCAAUCGGUCCAGUCGUUGGCGCUCUAUUGCCCAGAUUCGAAGCUGAAGGUCCCUUCUGGGCCACUUGGUUCACCUCAACCGCCCUCCUCUUCUCCGCCGCCGCCGAAGCCGACAAACACAAUCUUUCGCUUUACAACGCCAUCAUAGUUUCCUACCUCUGCUACAUCCACUGUGUCAGCGCCGUCUGGCUUCUCUCUAUUAAAAGUCUUUGCGGUGACCGAACGCACACUCUCCGAUACCUCCCUUUCACGGUGCUUCAGAUAGUUGGGUUCGUCAUUUAUUGCCUGUACAUCUGGAGCCACGCGAAGACGUUUGGGAAUCAGCCGGAGUGUAAUGCUGAUACCAAGUUUGUAUUCUUCUUCAAGAACUUUUCGGCUGUUCAUCAAGGGCCUCACAUCGCUAUACCGAUUCUCAGUGUACUAUUUGUGGGGCAGUUUCUAGAUCUAGGAGAGUAUGUCUACACCGCCGCCACGCCGAGUAGCUUCGAUGGGUAUGUAACCGGAACAGCAGAUGCCGUCCGCACAGUCGUGUUCCUGUACCUCCCCCAAUGGGUGUACGUAGUCGUCACCACGGAACUCACCAUCCAACGAAACUGGGUCAUCCCUAACCCUCCCAAAUUUUCUUUUGGUCAGAUAUUUCCCCUGGUCACUAUUGGCAUUCCCGUAGUCGCGAUUCUCCUCGCGCUACUUCCAGAGAAUUGGAUUUGGCCCUGGUUCAGGCUGCAUGUGCGGGAGUGGACGCACUUCGUGACCCUUUUGCAUAUAGAACGAAUUGGGCCCGAGAUAAGACGCGUUUUCCUUGUUCGAAGCCAGCCAUCGGAUCAGGCUACCGCGACACAGCGGUUAAUUGAAGAACCUUCUGUAGCACGGAUUGAAGAGGUUCACGAUGCGGAUUCAGGUUGA